Messenger RNA from Epithele typhae, 894 nucleotides. RefSeq lists its product as uncharacterized. Gene Ontology annotation, biological process: protein dephosphorylation. Lineage: Eukaryota; Fungi; Basidiomycota; Agaricomycetes; Polyporales; Epitheliaceae. The coding region runs from base 1 to 894 and encodes 297 amino acids. Gene Ontology annotation, molecular function: protein tyrosine phosphatase activity. The record is from RefSeq and is a predicted model, not a curated record. The transcript has 3 exons.
AUGUCGCAGGAUCCUCUCUGCGCAAUCGUAACUUCUCGCGUUUGCGGCUGCUCCGGGGUCUUAUCCUCGCUCGCUCUUGGGGAGAUCUUCACUGCCUUCCGCUACUCGGCCUCUGUCCCACAGCAACACCGUCGAACAUGCCUGUUCGACCGGUCAACCCCACGGGACGAAGGACCGCUCGGCCAGUCUACUGCCAAGAGCCUCCCACGUGCACAUGGCAAGACGAUCGUCUCGAACAAGGACUGUGCCGCGGAAGAAGUCGAGGCUUCUACUCGUGUUGCGAUACUUGCGAAGGACAACACCCCCGUGCUCCUCCACUGCUCAUCCGGAGUCCGGCGGACUAGUGUGUUCAUCGCCAUCGACGCCGUCCGCGGCAAGAUGCAGAAGCACAAGGAGGCCUAUGUCGACGACCUUGUCAUCUCGCAAGCCGCGUCGGAGAUCAGGGCCACUGAACCCACGGUUCCGGUCUCUGUCGGCGACUGCGAAGUUGAUGUCCCUGUCGCCGGCUUCACCUCGAAAUUCAUGGAUGUCGACGCCCGCUCCCGUCCGCUCCCUGUCGCCUCCACGCCCCACACGCUGCCGCGCUCGUUCGACGCGGUCCGGUCCCCGACACUGCAGGCUUCGCCCGAGCCCGUGGAGGAGUGCUCGCCGCUGCCGCGGGCCCUUCCUGCCCCGCUUCUGUCCUUCUCCGCCAACGCCAACAAUCCGCGGAAGGCGUUCCAGAACUCCGGUAGCCGCCCCUCGCCCGACGGCACGACGCACGUCGCAGAAGCGUCGCCCGACCCGCGCAGGCUGCACUCGGACUCGUCGCCGCUGUCGCUGUCGACGCACGACUCCGAGCCGACCUGGCAUGUGAUCGAGGACAUGCGCAAGCAGCGGAUGAGCCUUUGCUAG